AUGAACUUCCUUAGCUUUCUGGGCAUCGCAGCGACGUUGCCAUAUGCCGCCAUGGCACAUCCAACACAGAACACUUUGCCGGCGCCGGACCUACCACCUUCAUCAUGGAACACUCAUACGCAUUGUUUCGACCCGGAACGGCAUCCUUUCAAGAGCUCGCGCUCCUACACCCCGCAAGCCGCCCGGCUUAACGCUCUAAUUGAGCAAUCACCCGCCGACAAUGUCAUGAUCGUACAAGCAACCAUUGAGGAUGGUUAUAGCGGACUCUUGGAAACGCUGGCAAAUGGCCAUAGGGACUACCCUGGAAAGCAGAUCCGCGGUACCAUCGCCUGGGACCCUGAGGACCCAAGUCUGAAGAACAUGACGGACUCUGAUUGGGACAAGCUGAAUGACGCUGGUGUACGAUCUGUGAGGAUCCAUGGAUCGUAUGGUGGGUCUGGAGAUAACCUUGAAUGGGUUCUUAAACAAUUCCUAGACGUGGCUGGGUAUUUCCCUCUCGGGCGACAUGGCUGGAGUAUCUCAUCCCAACUACCACUGAUAACAUGGUCAAAGAUGAAGGAUUCCAUUUUGAACCACCCGAAGCUGAAGAACAUAACUAUCAUUGCAGAUCAUAACGGUUCUGCCACGCCAGACGACUAUGAUACUCUGGAGUUCAACGACUUUCUCAGCCUCAUAAAAGCUGGUAGACUCCACAUCAAAACCGGUGCUUUACACAGACGAUCAGAUGAUAUAUCUCUGAUGGAACCAGUUAUCAAGUCUUUUGCCAAGGCAUCAGCUGACAGCAUCGUCUGGGGAAGUGACUGGCCUCACGUUAAUGCCACUGCUAAGGGACUUACUCCGGCACCGCCACUUGAAGUCGACACUGGCAAGGAACUUCGGUUGUUGAGAGAGUGGCUUACGGACCAAGAGUGGAUGGGAAUGAUGUAUAGCAGCGAGGCGCGGAUUUGA
Molecule: messenger RNA, 948 nt
Organism: Fusarium graminearum PH-1
Lineage: Eukaryota; Fungi; Ascomycota; Sordariomycetes; Hypocreales; Nectriaceae
Exons: 2
Coding region: 1-948 (315 amino acids)
Molecular function (GO): hydrolase activity
Source: RefSeq, a predicted model, not a curated record